UUAAACAGUUUGUGAAUUCUACAAUUUGCAGUCAACUUCGCAGUGAUCUUUGAUUACUAUUUACUGAUAAUAUUUUCAUGGUAUUUCCUGAAAAUUGUUUCCGUUUUUACGUAAAUUAUUAUGGUAUGGGUUUGUUUUCGUAGCAGCAGGUUGAAUGAGAGAAACUGCGCCAUGUAAGCCCUGAGCGCGGUAAAUAAUUGCCGUACAUCUUCGAGAAGCGUCCACAUUUUUGUGAAUCCUUUCUGUAUAAUUCCACACCUCCACAAUGAUCCGAUUCACGGAUCAGCUGUUUAAUUUUAAUCACCUGGCUGUUGACGAUGCGGAGCUGGAGCCGAAGCGUCCAAAACGUGGCUGCGCGGAGAACCAGCUGGCGCUGGCCAGUAUGCGUCUGUCCUUCGGUGAAACGGAGAUUAGUCUGCUUCGCCACAAGAAAACGCCUUCGGAUAGUAUUCCUAUUUUCGCACAACGACAGCGUGGAGAUGAGUAUGAAAUGCUGACCAAAUACGAUAAACUGACUCUGGAACAACUAUUCCGGAAAGAAUGCUCGCUGUCCGGGGACGCGAAAACUGAUACAGCGUCUGCUAGCGAUAAGAAAAAUGUGAUACUCUCUCCGAACUUCCGUAUUCGUACGGGAGGGGUGAGUGCGGAGCGUGAUGAAGAGGAGUUCCUCCUGAUUCAAGGGAAGACUGUGAUACGCGGGAAAGGAUUAAACGCUGAUUACCAGAUUUUGUGCGAGACAUACGUCGUAGAAAAGCCUGUUGUUGACGCUGUUUGGUGCACUUUUCGCCACCACGAUCGACACGUGAAACCGCAGCACGCCACUCUGACGCCACGGUUAGAAUCUUUCUCUGCGGUGGAAACGGUUUGUCUCGCUCAACAGAGGAAAUUAAUCAUCCACCGCGACAAUGGCGAGCGGUACGCCUUCAACUGCGGUUUUCCCAUUCGGAAGCUGUGGAGUUGUCCAUUGGGAUUGUUAGUGGAGAGGGAUCCGAAAAUUGCUUCUGAUCUAACUGAUAUCACUGGUUAUCCGAGGCUUUUCUCCUUGACUUGCCAUCUUGAUGAACCGGCACCAAUUCUGUUUCUUGGAGGAGAUACGGAUCAGUCCGCAUCGCUGUUAUUGCAUCCCGAGUGCGAAAUCGUAGGCACCGUGGACGAUCUCCCGUUGAUUUUAAUAUUUGAUCCCUCGAAGAACACACAUUCGUUAUGGUUUGCGCGCCUAUCGACUGCGGAGGAUAUUGAACAAGCGUCAGAAACGCUACGGAAGCAGGCUUUAAACGGCAAAGGAUUGCAUUUCCAUCGGACUUCUGAUUCCAAGCAUCCCCGAAGACUGUCCAGUACGCUUCCGGAUGGUACGACUUCCUCUAUUGCGACGAAAUCUCCUAUAUCACCAGCAACAGCCUUGGCCAAUGGUGGUCCACAGUCUUUCAAAAAGCCUUUCGAUCUCUAUAAAAAGGCCCUCGUGACGAGUUCCGAGAAAUUCUCUCCCAAAACGACUGAAGUUGGCCCGUUAAACUUGAUGACUCCUGGUAGCGGUCCUUCCGGUUCCAUGACUGGGAUAAGAGAUCGCGCUCCUUUCACAAUCGGCCCUCUUGCCACCGAUAUGUUGUCGUCGAUUACGUCUGCAACUAAAACCUGUUCAGAAAUGUCGAUCAGCACUUCCAAAUCCUCAUUCUGCUUUCCCACCUCACCUGUCGGCUCUCAUACCGACCAUCUGAAUGUCCCCGCGCAAGAGCUGAUGGAUCUCCGAUCACCGGUUGCAUCUCUUGCACAGUCAAAAAUCAUGUCCAUGCUAUCGAAUACAAGUAUUCCCGGCGAGCACACCUCAGGAUCGUUAACCCGUAAGCAUAAGCCCGCUGUGUCGCAGCACAGCUAUCUGCGCAAACCGCCCCGGCUAUCCCAUCCGACGCGAACGGUAACCGACGAGCUGGCCUAUCCCAAAGUGGCAAUGGUUCACAUCUGGUCGGAUGCGUCUGAAGGAAUACGUCAGUCACUCGGCAAGGAUGUUUUUCUAUUAGCAAAUUGUGGAAACGAGUAUUAUUUUUGUUACAUCCUGCCAUCACAUAAAGUCCUGCGAUGUAUCCGGUUGAUUAAGGAAGAUGAUGUGCAGCAUCUUCAGCUGAGACUAACGGUGGAUACCGAAUCCAGUAUUCCGGCACUGAGUGCUGUACGUAUUGGCUGCAGUGAAUUAAUGGUCGUUUUGGAUCCAUCCCAACAGUUGGUGGUGUACAGCACUCCGGAUAACCAAAUCUAUCGUGUGGAUUGCCGGUUUGGGGCGGCGGCGGCUGGUAAGAUGCUUUUGCCACUGGUAACAUUCGAGCCACCGGUGGCGUCCAGUCCGGUGUUGGCGGGUACUACAACCACCGUUCUAAGCCCUAGUUUUUCUCCUGUACCGCAUUUGGGCGAAACUCCCCCGAUUUUAUCUACAAAAUCUGCUACUGUGACCCGUUUAAUGCCAACGGGAGGGAACAAGUUUGUUAUGAUUACGGAUAACGAAUUCAAGGUGUGCCGUGUGGUUUCCAACUUGACGACCGAUUUAAUCAACCGAUGUUGCGCUGUUCUCCGGCUCAUCUUACCGCGCGACAUUUUCAGCAAAAUGAAAGCGGGAAUGGAGAAAUCGGUAUUGCAGAUGGAGAAUUUUCGACAAGUUGCCGGUCGCUGGGAUGGCUUUUUUAUCAGCAUUUUGCGCAGUGUCGGAUGCAUCGUUAAAGUGGCCACCUUACCCGAUAUUGCUGUACAUCAGUCUGACUGGGAAUUAUUGUCAUCAUCCGCGUUUGCUAAGGUUAAACUGCCUAAGCAGCAUGCCUCCGCUCUGAACACAGCGACAGAAGCGGAAAUUACGAUAGUUGCUCAAAGGAAUAACCGAGUCUUGAAGAAGGUUUUGCUGUGCCUUCAUCUCGUCUACGAUGAAUCUCGUUUGUGCUGUCUCUGGAGCUGUGAGCGACAGUGUAUGGUUUCUUGGUUGCUUUUACUGGCCAAACUUCUUGAACUACCUCGGUAUGUGGAAUUUUAUCAAGCUUUGCUGAACACUGAUCAGGAGAAAUCUGGAAGUGUGAAAGUGGAACUGGUUGGAAAUGCUGUCUCGGAAAAAAUUUUACCCGAUAAUCCGCCCGAUUUGUUCGCCUCUCUGGAAGGGAUGCUCCGAAAGCGGCCGCAGAAGUAUCCAAUAAUGCAAGGAGUGAACCCGAUUGCUAAAGACAUCGUACUUCUUGUCUCCAACAUGUCGAGCCAUACCAAAGAUGCAUCCGAUCGUAUCGUGCAGAUACUGGAGCGGAAUUAUCUUUCAUCAGAAAUGUUUUCUUUAUUGCCGCAUUCACUUCGAACCGCUCUGCAGCACCGUUUUGCCCAGAUGUGCGAAGAAGUCCCGUUUGAAUUGACACCCGAUCGUCUUUUCGAGAUGGCCAGACGAGAAGAUGCCCUACUAUGCAGGCAAGCCGUAACCGGAAAAGGUUUACGUGACUUCUGCGUGAGCGAAGUUCAACGGAAGGUGCUCAGUAAAUCUGAUAGCCACGAUGCAUUCCGCAAGCGGACGACACCGUUGCCUCAUAAUCUGAUUACCAAACGGUUUGCUGGUGAUGCGCGAUUGAGAGAAGCGGAAAAGUUGUUGACUACUUCGGAGCCCGUAAUUGUACCGCUGAACGCCAUGCAUUCUGCUAAUGAGGUGGAUUUUCGGACGGCACAGCAGACGUGGCUGAAAAGUUUGCUACCAAGGAUUUUGUCAUUGCCGGUCGCCCGAGGAAUGCUGUGCCUUCGUACGGAAUAUGCUUAUGCUACAGAAAAAUUAAGUGCACCGGAAAUGGUGUUUUCUGGUGUUGAACGAGGGACAGGACGAAAGAUUUCUCUUAAACCCGAAGAAUUUACGACUGGAUAUGAUUUCUGGCCUCGUUUUCAUAAUGGUGUUGCCACCGGACUACGCUUACGCUGUUACGAUCAAGAUGCCAUCCGGUUUGACCAUCAUUGGUUGGCAUUUAAUGCGGCUCAGUAUACCAAACGGGAAUCAGUGGAUUAUGCGGGAAUCUUUCUUGGCAUGGCCCUGAACGGCGCUGUCGAUAUCAGAACCGAUCCAAUGGACCUGCAUAAUAUGCUGGUUCGUUUAGAAGACUCCGUCAGCAUUGCUGUUAUUCUAGGGAUGGCGUGUGUCAACAGAGGCACUCAGGAUAAGCGCUACUUCCGAAUGAUCAGUCUGCAUAUUGUAUCGCUUAUUGAAGAUCCAAAUGUGGAAUUGUUGAUACCACAAAAUAUCUAUGUGGCAUCACUUCUUUCUCUUGGCUUGCUGUACAAAGCAUCGGCUAAUCGUUUUAUCAGUGAACGGCUUUUGGAAGAAAUUUGGACAGGACCACCACCUGAAACCGAUGGAGUAUCGCAGCCGGCGAGCAGCGAGCGGGAAUCAGCGUCAUUAGCUGCUGCAGCUGGGCUGGGAUUCGUGUUGCUCGGUCUGGGAAACGAGAGCGCUCUCGGCCUGGCUGAUUUAGAAAUACCGCAGCGUCUAAGAACUUAUAUGAUCGGCGGUUUGCAUGGAAAAUGCAGCACCCAGUUCAAACGCCCUGAAGUAUACCAGUCCUCAACAUUUUCAACUCAACGGCGAGAAGACGAACAGUCAAUUAAUAUCCACAUUACCGCACCUGGUGCCAUUCUGGCCUUGGCAAUGAUAUAUCUGAAAACUGAACGGCGCGAUAUAGCCGAUUGGAUGGCCAUGCCGCAGACUCUGCAGGAACUAGAUGAAAUUCGACCGGAUUUUCUGUUGCUCCGUAUCGUAGCCCGUUCUCUGAUAAUGUGGGAGUCAGUGGAGAACAGUGAAAAAUGGAUUAGCAGCAACUUCCCACCGUGGAUUUUGAAGAAUGUCUUUUUAAGCACCACCGAUAUGGAAGCGCAGGGACUGGAUGUGGUCAGUAUUACACAGGCCUACUUCUUCAUUCUAGCGGGCAGUUGUAUGUCGUUGGGAUUGAAGUAUGCGGGAACGGCGUCGGAAAAGACCAAGACGAUUUUCAUGACAACGGCGCUUAUGAUGAUUAAGUGGUCGGAGGAUAAUAAUUUAGCACGACAGUGUAGUCAGAGUUUGAUGCAGACCUGUCUGACCACGAUUGUUGUGGCCUUGGCCAGCGUUAUGGCAGGGACGGGAGAUCUGGAAGUGUUUCGUUUGCUUAGAUACCUUCAUGGGAGGAGCGGUGGACCGCGAUCACCCAUUACAUACGGUCACCAAAUGGGUGUUCAUAUGGCGAUCGGUUUGUUGUUCCUCGGCUGCGGCAUGUACACUUUGGGCACAUCGAACGAAGCCAUUGCGGCCAUGCUUUUGGCAUUCUAUCCGAUGUGGCCUAAGAAUCAAUCGGACAAUCGGUACCAUCUACAGGCAUUCCGGCAUUUGUACGUGCUAGCCGUGGAGAAUCGCUUGAUGAUGACGCGCAGUGUUUAUGGUGGUCAGCCGGUCGAGGUUGCCGUGCGCGUGGAGAUGAAAGACUCAUCCAAAAACAUUGUCUCCAUGAAGAAUCUACUCAUGACACCGUGCGUAUUACCGGAAAUCUCCAGCCUCCGGAGCGUAUCGGUGGCGUCUGGUGAUUCAUGGCUGACAUUCACAGGAAAAGAUAACUGGGUUCAAAUGAAAAAGCUGUUGAAUAACGGAGGACUGGCCGUUUAUCCGCCAAGCGGACUUCGAAAAAAUCACGAUGUGCGGUUGUUCUUGAUGAAUUUUAACGGUGGUGUACUGAAUCAGAUUGACCGGUUGAUGUCGCGCCCGGCGAAUGGACACCAGACGAUGAAAAAGCUCUUGCAACAGCAGCAUUUAUAUUUCUCUGAUCUUGGAUUAGCGGGUCUGUUUGAGAUUGCUAGUCGAAACUUGAUGGGAAAUAGUGCCACGAAUUUGACCGAUGAUCAGUGGAUUGCAUGGAUUCUGUACGAAUGCGCCGGAUACGGCCAGACCGAUGCAUUUAUGGAGAUUAUGACAUUUUCAAAAGAAACCGAUACGACGUUACAGCAGAUCGCUGCAAGGAUUUUAUCGGAGAAUUCAACCGAAAAUGACGAGAAAAACGGGAAGUGGAAAACACGACUGCAGAAGCGAAAUUUUCUCCACAUUUUGUCGGGAAAUGCUGACGCGGUGUGAAGUUUUUCUUUUGUGUUUACUUUAUUUUAUUUUGUAAAUUGUUAAGCCGACAUAGUCGGUGUUUUGCCGCACAUUCUGCGAUGUUUGUCUAACUCGUCUUUGAUUCGUUAUGAACUUACGAAUGAUAAACCGACGGAAAAGUUAAAAGUUUUAUCAGUCAGACCUCUGUUUUUCAUUAUUGAUUAACCGUGAAAGUAGUUCAUCGCUGUCUAUGAGGACAUCGAUAAGAAGACGAAAACAACGAUAAAAUCACAA
Messenger RNA from Paramacrobiotus metropolitanus, 6346 nucleotides. RefSeq names its product anaphase-promoting complex subunit 1-like. Gene Ontology annotation, cellular component: anaphase-promoting complex. The record is from RefSeq and is a predicted model, not a curated record. Lineage: Eukaryota; Metazoa; Tardigrada; Eutardigrada; Parachela; Macrobiotidae. Gene Ontology annotation, biological process: anaphase-promoting complex-dependent catabolic process; metaphase/anaphase transition of mitotic cell cycle; protein K11-linked ubiquitination. Gene Ontology annotation, molecular function: molecular adaptor activity.